Molecule: messenger RNA, 1373 nt
Organism: Zea mays
Lineage: Eukaryota; Viridiplantae; Streptophyta; Magnoliopsida; Poales; Poaceae
Product: nucleic acid binding protein
Exons: 6
Coding region: 248-1042 (264 amino acids)
Biological process (GO): regulation of mRNA splicing, via spliceosome
Cellular component (GO): nucleus
Molecular function (GO): mRNA binding
Source: RefSeq, a predicted model, not a curated record
GCGCAGGGUCAGGAGAGGCAGAGGCCUCAGAGAUACGCCGGGACGCAACACGUCGUGCCGCGCGGAGGGUUUUGCCGAGAUUUUCCCUCAAAAGGGUAUUGCCACCCGCACCGAGAAAAGAAAACGAUACACACCGCGAUAAAAACAUACCCUCUCCAUCCUCUCCUCUUCUUCCUCCUCCCGUAGCGGCUUCCCCCGAUUUGCACCCGGGCGCGGCCCCAUCCCCACCUGGCCGCCGCGCGCCGCCAUGGACGGCCUGCACGGUACGGACGCAUGCUUCUCCCCCGCGAGGGCUAUCUCGCCGCAGGUGAGGCCCCCCGGGCCGCCGGACGUAGGCAGUCAGUACCUGGCGGAGCUGCUGCAGGAGCACCAGAAGCUGGGGCCCUUCAUGCAGGUGCUCCCAAUCUGCAGCAGGCUGCUGAAUCAAGAAAUAGUGCGGGUGUCGAAUAUACGGCGCCAACAUGGUGUUGCUGGCGACUUUGAGAGGUUUCCAGCCGCAAGCCCCAACCAGAUGCAUCCGGCACCCCCCAUGACAAACUUUUGUGGAAACGGUUUUAGUCCAUGGAAUGGGAUGCAUUCAGAGGGUAGGUACAGCAGUAUGACACCAGUACUUGAACAUCUUGCCGUUUUUGUACAGUUCAAUUUUAUCGGCCGUCUUCUUGGACCAAGGGGAAACUCUUUAAAGAGGAUUGAAGCCUCCACAGGCUGUCGUGUUUUCAUCAGAGGGAAAGGCUCAAUUAAAGAUUCUGGCAAGGAGGAACAACUCAAGGGAAGACCUGGCUAUGAACACUUGAGUGAACCCCUCCAUAUCUUGAUUGAAGCUGAGUUACCUGCUAAUGUGAUUGAUGCAAGACUUGCAAAGGCACAAGAGAUCCUUGAAGAGCUGUUGAAACCAGUGGACGAAUCACAAGACUACUACAAGAGACAGCAACUGCGAGAACUUGCAAUGCUAAAUUCGCCACUCCGAGAGGAGAGUCCACAUCCAGGUGGUGCUCCUCCUAGUCCCUUCAGUAACGGCGGCAUGAAAAGAGUGAAACAAUGACACCGCCGAGGCUCGUUCCUCCAUCUUGACUCCCCAGCAACCCCAAUGCAGUCCAUACCUUCACACCCUAUUUUUCAAUGAGCAAGCUUUCAUGACGGUGUUGGUAGUGUGUGACAUUCUUCACUGUACUAGCAGGUGAAUUUUGAUCUCCCAUCCCAUGUUACAUUAACCUUGAGUGACAGAUGACUAUGCGUAGUGUAUCCUCUAUGGCAGUAUAACUAGAACAUUUGAUUUAUUUGUUACUGGUAAUGCUGAGAUAUAGUACUGUGCAGAUUCUGAGUUACGGUGAACUAGUGUGCCGGUAUUUAUCUCAAUUUUGUUUGCUUUUCAA